Molecule: messenger RNA, 3330 nt
Organism: Metschnikowia bicuspidata var. bicuspidata NRRL YB-4993
Lineage: Eukaryota; Fungi; Ascomycota; Pichiomycetes; Serinales; Metschnikowiaceae
Gene: BUD5
Product: Ras family guanine nucleotide exchange factor
Exons: 1
Coding region: 1-3330 (1109 amino acids)
Biological process (GO): positive regulation of GTPase activity; Ras protein signal transduction
Cellular component (GO): plasma membrane
Molecular function (GO): guanyl-nucleotide exchange factor activity; protein binding
Source: RefSeq, a predicted model, not a curated record
AUGGGCGGCCUCAACAUCUCGUACACGGACGACUCAGAGAAUGCCACGGCGACCCCCCUUCUGGAGAACCUGUUCGCCGUGCCCCCGCGCAGCGACGUCCCGGACAUCGACAUGUCCGUGUUGUUCAUCAAGGCGCUCCACUCUUUCGACGCUACCCAAUCGCAGGAGGAGUCUGAAAACUCGGUGUGUCUCUCGUUCAACCAUGGCGACUUGGCUUUCGUCCACACCAUCGACGACUCUGGCUGGGGCGAAGUUACGCUCUUGGAGACGCUCGAUCGCGGCUGGAUCCCGAUGAACUUCUUUUCUGUAGCAGUCAACGACGAGCACGACGCGUCUCCAAACAAAACCACUGCUUUGUCUUACGCGCACUACAUGGGGCCCCUCCUCGACUCGUGUGGGAAAUUUCUCUCCAACCCCAUCUCCCACACCUCGAGAUACGGAAAGAAAACGUUCUCCAUAAAAAUAAUCAACAGCGUGCGUAACGGUGUCCGCAGAUUGCUCCAGGAAACGGACUGUUUAUCACGGUCCAACGAGAUCGUGAUCAAGAAACCCAUUGUGAGAAAAUGUCGCAAAUCGCUCUUGUCGGAUUGGUACACAUUGAUGUCCAAAGCAGAUGAGUUCAAGGGCACUUCCAAUUACGAGAAGAUUGAAAUUUUGACACUUUUGGUGUUUCAGGUAACCCGGCGGGCAACCGCGUUUUUUGAUGUCUGGGCCCGGGAGAGUCAAGACAUCAUCAAGAGAGAUACCGAGAUUUCAUUGCGUGAUGAUUUAGAAAAGUACCCUCUUUUGCGCAACCCCCCAAGCGCAAGGCAGAGAGUGGCUGAAAUCAAUUCAGUUUUGUACUCCUAUUUGUCUUUGAUUAUCGGCAGACUUGACUUGGUGGAACACAAUCCUUCUGGGUGUGAUCUUUUGGAAACUAUGGUUCACCAUAUCAUUUUGCUUUUAAGGGAAUUGCUCUUCAUUUCCAAAACUGGCUCGGACUUGUAUGCGGAAAAGCCUCCUGAUCUCGAUGAUUCUCUCGACUCUCUCCUAUCUCUCGUCAACCAGAUUGUCACUGGCGUAAAGACAUUGGUCAUCAAUACGUUGAGCGAGUCUGGAAAUCACUCCAAUUAUUCUCAAAGUCUGCAUAGCAAGGGUCAAUACUCCCAUACCAAUGACGGAAAGGCGCUCAUUAUUAUCGCCGCAAACAUGGUACACGCCAUAGCAUUGACUAUCAGCUGUAUCCGUAAAACCCUCGAGCCAAUUGGUGACUACAAGCUCAGUUCUGAAAGAGCGUACCCAGACUACUCGCAAAUCAGGAUCUCACCAGAGGAAUUCACUAAAAUUUGCUCUGUUGGUUUAGUCAAGUCACUUGACCUCAAUGUUAGCGACUUGCGGUCAUUGAAGCAGAAGAACCAAAAGUCCUCAAAUCGUUAUUCAACUUUUCGUUCCGGAGAGCCCGGUGGGCAUGGUAUCACCGCCAAUGGUAUUGACUCACUUCACAAAGCGAUUCUUGUCGACACAGAAGCAUCUGCUCCGUUUGGGUCUGGCCAGGAGUUUAAACAAUAUCUCUCUUCCGAAGGGACCCAAACAGAGUCGGAAAGCUUCACCAUACAAGACGAGCUUCUUGUGGAUUCUAAUGGUAAUUUGCUCGGUGCCUCGUUCAAGGGUCUCAUUUUCACAUUGACAAAUGAAACUUCCCCCCCUGAGUACUUUUUUGUGUCUGCUUUCUUUAUCUGCUUUCGCAAUUUUGCCAGUGGUCUCAACUUAGCAGAGCUGUUAAUUCAUCGUUUUGAGUGUGACUAUUCUAUCGAAGCUAAUAAAGAUGUUCUGCUACCGGUGAAACUUCGAAAUAGGCAGAAGAUCAUUUGCAAAAUGUUUCAAAUUUGGAUGGAAUCCUACUGGGAUUAUAAGAACGACCAUGAAUACUUGAGCACUUUGAUAAACUUUUUCAAUGAAGCCGUGUUUGGAGUCUUGCCUUUCGAAGCGAUGAAGCUAAUUGAAGUCGCAUCCAGACUUGUAACCCAAAACCACGAGACUGAUCAGUUUAUUAGCAGAAACAUUUCGCUCGCGAAGAUAAAGAGAAAAAACCUGCUCCUACCAAACGGUGACUCUAGUCGAGCCCUUGCCUCCAGAUACUCGAUGGUGGACGGAUAUGAGUUAUCAAAAAUCAACACAAACAGCUCAGUGGCCAGCUCUCUAAAGUCCAUGACUUUACAUUUGCCAUUGGCAGUGAGUGGGCCGACCACUGCUACAAGCUCAUUGCUAACAAAAAGCCAACUCACUGCUAUUGAAACUCUCGUGAUUACUUAUCGGUCUGUUUUGCGUGAAAACUGGGUACCCAAAGCGUUGCUCGAAUCAAGAGACUUCGUUAUAGCAGAUAUCCGCGGUCUCUUACCAAAAUGGUAUGCACUCAGUGAUCAAAACUGGGUUUUAUCCAACUACCGUCCCAACCUUUUGGAUUUUAAUGGCUUGGAAAUUGCAAAGCAACUCACGCUUAUCGAAUCUGAGAUUUUCUGUUCUAUCCGAGCAAGCGAAUUGGUUGACGGAAAUUUCACCGCCAAGAAAGCGCAUUUGAAAUUGGCAAAGAAUGUGCGGCAGUCAUUAUUGUUCACUAAUUACCUAUCCGAGUACGUCGUGGAGUCCGUGUUGCAACCGCAAAUUAAUGAUAAAGUGAGAGUAAGCAUCAUAAAAACAUGGUUGAAGAUUGCAAUAUCCUGCUUGUAUUUGCGAAACUUCAAUUCCUUGGCUGCAAUUAUCACCUCUUUACAGUCUCAUUUAAUCACCAGAUUAACAAGGCUCUGGAGCGACCUCUCCGAAAAAUACACUGAGUUGUAUGAAUAUUUGUGCUGCAUUAUCCACCCAGAAAAAAACUACAAUUUGUACAGAACUAAGUUGAAGAGCUUCUUGUUAUCCAACGAAUACAACAUUCCAGUUGUGCCUUACUUCUCGUUGUUUCUUCAAGAUUUGACGUUUGUUACUGACGGAAACCCGAACUACAGAACAGCAAAUACAUUCUUGAAGCAGAAAUUGAUCAAUAUCGACAAAUACCUCAAACUCACACGAGUGAUUGCCGAUAUAGAGAGUUUACAAAUCCCUUAUGCGAGGAACACUGGGGGCAGACUAAUGAGAAGCGGAACACUCUUCUCGCUCACUCCAUCGAAGAAGAAUGAAUCGCACCUGCUGAAUGGACUCGAUGAAUAUUUCAUCGCGAGUGUACCGGCACUAAAAGAGUUGAUUCUACUCGAGCUCUGGAAGAUCUCCCAAGUUAACAAGAAGGAGGAAGACCGGGCAUGGAAGUUGAGUUGUGUCGUCCAGCCUAGAGACACCCCUCAAGUUCCUCAAGCUUAG